Porites lobata is the source of this 534-nucleotide messenger RNA. NCBI's taxonomy places the organism in Eukaryota, Metazoa, Cnidaria, Anthozoa, Scleractinia, Poritidae. The record is from the annotation of a GenBank genome assembly.
AUGUCUUUCGCUCCUUGGUCUGUCUUGGAAAUAUUCGACGACGUCGACGACAAAUUACAUGCAUCUGAUCUUCUUUUCAAUGAGAUUCUUGACCACCAUGCUCCGAUCAGAUCAAUUAAAGUUCGCGGAAAGCCAAAUCCUUGCAUAACUGAGGAAACACGCGAGCUUAUGAAAUCUAGGAACUAUUGGCGAAAGAUAGCACGCAGAACUUAUAAUCCCGCUGACUGGUCUACUUACAAAAACCUUAAACACCAAGUGAGAACGUUAAUAAGAGCAGCGGAGAGCGAAUUUGUCAAGGAUCAGAUUCAAAACAAUCCACGAAAUACAAAUUGUAUUUGGAAGGCAAUUCGCCUUUGUCUCCCUAAAAGAACGUUUUUGCAUCAGUCGGAAAAUCUACGAAUUCUAAAAUUGAAUCUUUGGCUGAAGAGCACAACUUCGUUCUUCGUGAAAACGCUUUUACUCCUAAAUGUUUUCCUACUAGUGAGCAAUUUACAUUUAAUUAUAUUGAUUGUAAACAAGUCGCGGAUGUCAUAA